This is a messenger RNA of Rhinopithecus roxellana (golden snub-nosed monkey), 3740 nucleotides long. It is a transcript of the gene ZC3H18, whose product is annotated as zinc finger CCCH-type containing 18. NCBI's taxonomy places the organism in Eukaryota, Metazoa, Chordata, Mammalia, Primates, Cercopithecidae. The record is from RefSeq and is a predicted model, not a curated record. Gene Ontology annotation, molecular function: metal ion binding.
AGCCCGCCGGCCGUAGGACGACCGUCGCGGCCUGAUGACGUCGCACAAUGGCCGGCCCCCGCGGGUAGUGGAGCCCGUUUGUUCCGCCCGCGUCGAGCCUGGAGCCGGAGCCUGUGAGGAACGGAAGGGCCAAGGGACGUCUUCUCCACGCCGCUCCGACUCCAGCGGAGCCGUGGCCCCCUCUCCGUCCUAGCGCUGAGAACCGUGGGUACCGAUGGAUGUGGCCGAGAGCCCUGAACGGGAUCCUCGCUCUCCAGAGGAUGAAGAGCAGCCACAGGGGCUCUCGGACGAUGACAUUCUGAGGGACAGCGGGUCCGAUCAGGAUUUGGACGGGGCGGGGGUGAGGGCUUCUGAUCUGGAGGAUGAGGAGAGUGCAGCCAGGGGGCUGAGCCAGGAGGAGGAAGAUAACCACUCCGACGAGGACCGGGCGAGUGAGCCUAAAUCCCAAGAGCAGGACUCGGAGGUGAAUGAGCUGAGCCGGGGCCCGACCAGCCCCCCCUGCGAGGAGGAGGGGGACGACGGGGAGGAAGACAGGACAAGCGACCUUAGGGACGAGGCCUCCUCAGUCACCAGGGAGCUGGACGAGCAUGAGCUAGACUACGACGAGGAGGUCCCCGAGGAGCCAGCUCCCGCCGUCCAGGAGGACGAGGCCGAGAAAGCGGGGGCUGAGGAUGAGGAGGAGAAGGGCGAAGGCGCUCCCAGGGAGGAGGGGAAGGCUGGUGUUCAGAGUGUGGGAGAAAAGGAAUCCCCAGAGGCUGCCAAGGAGAAAAAGAAAGAGGACGAUGAUGGAGAGAUCGAUGACGGGGAAAUAGACGAUGAUGACCUGGAAGAAGGUGAAGUGAAGGACCCCAGUGACAGGAAGGUGAGACCUCGUCCCACCUGCCGGUUCUUCAUGAAAGGGAACUGUACCUGGGGAAUGAAUUGUAGGUUUAUACACCCUGGAGUGAACGACAAGGGGAACUACUCCCUAAUCACCAAAGCCGACCCCUUCCCGCCUAAUGGCGCCCCGCCUCUCGGACCUCACCCGCUGAUGCCCGCCAACCCUUGGGGUGGGCCGGUAGUUGAUGAAAUUUUGCCUCCACCCCCUCCAGAGCCCCCAACAGAGAGUGCCUGGGAACGAGGACUCCGGCAUGCAAAGGAGGUUUUAAAAAAAGCAACUAUCCGAAAAGAACAGGAGCCUGAUUUUGAAGAGAAAAGGUUUACGGUGACCAUUGGCGAAGACGAACGGGAAUUUGACAAAGAAAAUGAAGCUUUUCGAGAUUGGAAUUCUCGGAUCCCGAGAGAUGUCAGAGACACAGUACUCGAGCCUUAUGCGGACCCUUAUUAUGACUAUGAAAUUGAGCGGUUUUGGCGUGGCGGACAGUAUGAGAAUUUCAGGGUGCAGUAUACAGAAACAGAGCCGUACCAUAAUUACCGAGAAAGGGAGCGGGAGCGAGAGAGAGAGAACAGACAGCGCGAGCGCGAGCGGGAGCGGGAGCGGGACCGAGAGCGGGAGCGCCGGCAGAGGGAGCGUGAGCGAGAGCGGGAGCGUGAGCGCGACAAGGAGCGGCAGCGGAGGAAGGAGGAGUGGGAGCGUGAGCGAGCCAAGCGGGACGAGAAGGACCGGCAGCACCGUGACCGCGACCGGGAGAAGGAGCGGGAGAAGGAGAAGGGGAAACCCAAGCCCCGCUCCCCGCAGCCACCAAGCCGCCAAGCUGAGCCACCAAAGAAGGAGGCCGCCACUGCGGGGCCACAGGUGAAGCGAGCAGAUGAGUGGAAGGACCCUUGGCGCCGAUCCAAGUCUCCCAAGAAGAAACUCGGGGUGUCGGUCUCCCCGAGCCGGGCUCGAAGGCGUCGGAAAACAUCAGCCUCGUCAGCCUCUGCCUCUAAUUCCUCCAGGUCAUCUUCGCGGUCAUCGUCCUACUCCGGCUCCGGCUCCUCCCGGUCACGAUCGCGGUCUUCAUCCUACAGCUCCUACUCCAGCCGCUCUUCCAGACACAGCUCGUUCUCAGGAAGCCGGUCCAGGUCCCGGUCCUUCUCUUCGUCCCCGUCCCCAUCCCCAACACCUUCCCCGCAUCGACCUUCCAUCAGAACCAAGGGGGAGCCGGCCCCGCUGCCCGGGAAAGCAGGAGAGAAGUCAGUGAAGAAGCCGGCCCUGCCUCAAGCCCCACCACAGGCCACCAAAACUACUGCUCCUGUCCCCGAGCCCACCAAGCCAGGAGACCCUCGGGAAGCCAGGAGGAAGGAGCGGCCAGCCAGGACCCCCCCCAGGAGGCGGACGCUCAGCGGCAGCGGCAGCGGCAGUGGCAGCAGCUAUAGUGGUUCCAGCUCCCGAUCCAGGUCCCUGAGCGUGAGCAGUGUCUCCUCAGUGUCCAGUGCUACGUCGAGCAGCAGCUCUGCACACAGCGUGGACUCGGAGGACAUGUACGCAGACCUGGCUAGCCCCGUGUCCUCAGCCAGCUCUCGAUCCCCAGCCCCAGCCCAGACCAGGAAGGAGAAAGGAAAACCUAAGAAAGAAGAUGGUGCUAAAGAGGAAAAGCGGAAAAGGGAUUCGUCCACGCAGCCACCCAAACCUGCAAAAGCUCCAGCGGCGGGGAAGUCCUCCCAGCAGCCCUCAACCCCCCAGCAAGCACCCCCUGGGCAGCCCCAGCAGGGCACGUUUGUAGCCCACAAGGAGAUCAAGUUGACACUGUUGAAUAAGGCGGCUGAUAAAGGAAGCAGGAAGCGCUAUGAACCAUCAGACAAGGACAGGCAGAGCCCUCCUCCAGCCAAGCGGGCGAACACAUCCCCAGACCGAGGUUCUCGGGACCGGAAGUCAGGUGGGAGACUGGGCUCCCCGAAGCCAGAGCGACAGAGAGGCCAGAACUCCAAAGCCACUGCAGCCCCGGCUGACAGGAAGCGCCAGCUGUCACCACAGUCCAAGAGCUCCAGCAAGGUCACGAGCGUGCCCGGCAAAGCCUCGGAUCCCGGCGCCGCCAGCACCAAAUCAGGGAAGGCCAGCACGCUGUCGCGGCGGGAGGAGCUGCUGAAACAGCUGAAGGCCGUGGAGGACGCUAUUGCGCGCAAGCGGGCCAAGAUCCCCGGGAAAGCAUAAGCCGUGCCCCUGACCGGACUGGACGCAUUUUUAUACAUAGGGUAAGCGCAGCCAUUUUGGAUUUUGCAGUUAAUGUCUUAUUUUGGCUGUGAUUCUUUUUAAAAAGUAAAAAAGAAAAAAAAGUUCCUCUGCUGGAAAAGAAGCCACACAGGAGAUGACGACGACGCUGAGUCCCAGCCUCCCUCCCCAGAGCAGAAGUCCCGCAGGACAGACACAGACAGCGCUAGUGACCAGCACAGUUCUCAUGUAAAUUACAAGCCCCAGUCGCCAGCCCCGCCUUCUCUUCCUCCUCCACCGUCUUCUUCCCUGGCCCUGGUCAGGCCUGGGCCUGUGGAGCCCCAGCUCUGCAUCCCUAGCCCGGGUCCAGGCAGCCAGGCUCCCUCCUGAGCUGAGAAAUGAAACUUCGCGAACCACUGGUGGCACCUCCUUCUCCUCCCCUGCCCCCGAUCACCCGCCCCCGGAUCAGAAAUAUAUCUAUAUUCUCGACUAAAGUCUCAUCAGGAAAUAUUUCCUGUCUUUUAUUUUAAGCAUCAAAUUGUUUUAGUUGAUUUAAACAGGAAAAAAUACAGAAAAGACCAAAAAAAGGCCGAGAGUAUUGUCGGGGCGUCUGUCUAAUGUGGAGGGUCUUUUUUGAGGGGUCUCCUAAAAUAAAAUAUUUUGAUAAGCA